This is a messenger RNA of Drosophila sulfurigaster albostrigata, 2308 nucleotides long. RefSeq names its product gustatory receptor for sugar taste 64f (gene Gr64f). NCBI's taxonomy places the organism in Eukaryota, Metazoa, Arthropoda, Insecta, Diptera, Drosophilidae. Gene Ontology annotation, molecular function: sweet taste receptor activity. The record is from RefSeq and is a predicted model, not a curated record. Gene Ontology annotation, cellular component: membrane. The transcript has 7 exons. Gene Ontology annotation, biological process: detection of chemical stimulus involved in sensory perception of taste; sensory perception of sweet taste. Bases 30 to 1433 code for a protein of 467 amino acids.
CACAGUUGGCUUUUGCCUGCGAUUGAGCAAUGAGGCUUUUGCCCAAGUUGGGACGCAAAUUUCGGCGCUGGAAGAAGUUUAAGAAGUCGCCUUUGCUGAGGAAACUUGAUUUGCUGCACGAGACCGCUCGCAAGCGUGCCUUCUUGGAAACCUCGCAGGAUUACAUAAGUCGACUGCAAGCGGAGUGCGAUGAAAAUGUGGUCACAAAAUUGCGUGACAAAACCCGUGACCAAUUCCUUUACAAUGGCACUUUCCAUGAGGCUGUGGGCAAAGUGCUACUUACCGCCCAAUUCUUUGCCAUGAUGCCGGUCCGUGGAGUCACAGCGAAGCAUCCCAGCAGCCUGAGCUUCUCCUGGCUGCAUGUUCGCACCUGCUGCUGUCUGUUGUUUAUCACCUCUACGCUCAUCGAUCUGACCUUGACCAUCUUCAAGGUGUUGGAUGGACCCAUUAGCUUUAACAACAUUAAGCCCAUCAUCUUCAGAGGCUGCAUUCUGUUGGUCUGCAUGACAGCUCUCAAUUUGGCACGCAAGUGGCCUGAAUUGAUGAUGCAUUGGCACGAUAUCGAACAGGAUUUGCCACAGUAUCAGACGCAGAAGGAAAAGUGGCGCAUGGCGCAUACGAUACACAUGGUCAUGCUGGUGGGCAUGAUGCUGUCCUUUGCGGAGCACUUGCUCAGCAUGAUUUCGGCCAUCAACUACGCCUCGGUUUGCAAUGUCACCGAUGAUCCCAUUCGGAAUUUCUUUAUGCUUACCAACGAUGAGAUCUUUUACUUCAUGGGCUACUCGCCGCCCUUGGCGUUGUGGGGCAAACUGCAGAAUGUCUACUCUACGUUUAUCUGGAACUAUAUGGAUGUGUUUGUAAUGAUUGUCAGCGUUGGCUUGGCAGCCAAGUUUCGACAGCUCAACGACAAUUUACUAAAGUUCAAAGGAAUGCACAUGCCACCUUCGUAUUGGUCGGAGAGACGCAUACAAUAUCGUAACAUUUGCGGCCUGUGUGGUAAAAUGGACAAUGCCAUAUCGUUGAUUACCAUGGUAUCCUUUUCCAACAAUCUCUACUUUAUAUGUGUUCAACUGUUACGCAGUUUGAAUCAAAUGCCUUCGGUGACUCACGCUGUUUACUUUUACUUCUCGCUCAUAUUCCUGAUAGGACGAACGCUGGCCGUGUCCUUAUACGCAGCCAGCGUGCACGAUGAGUCGCGUUAUUCGCUGCGCUAUUUGCGCUGUGUGCCCAAGGAUUCAUGGUGCUCCGAGACGAAGCGUUUUGCUGAUGAAAUCACCAGUGAUUUAGUGGCACUUAGUGGCAUGAAGUUCUUUCAUCUAACCAGGAAAUUAGUGUUGAGUGUAGCUGGCACAAUAGUCACCUAUGAGUUGGUGUUGAUACAAUUCCACGAGGAUCAGAAUCUCUGGGAUUGCGAUCAAAGUAAUUACUCGUAAUCCAUUUUUGUUUGCAUUGUUGUUUUGUUUUAAUUUUUUUAUUAUCAUUGAAGCAAUAAGGAAACCAACAAAAGAUCGCAUCCUUAAUAUCAAUAUCGGUUAUAUGCUUAACUAUACAACUACAUUUCAUAUGUUCAUUUGUUUUUUGUGGGUUAUGUGUGAGUUUUGUAGAUUUAAAUAUCAAAUUGUUGUCCAUGUUAAAUAUAUAUAUUAAUGGUCACUAGUUUCACUUACACGCUAAACAGCUAUUUAAUGAGUGGGGGGACGAGGGAGGUGGCAAGGGAAUGGACACUGGCAUGGGGUCGAGCCUUCUCUCUUCAUCAGUGGUCGGGGUCGGUGUGGUGUCGAUGCACACAAAAAAUUCAGCUAAACAUUUUCAAUUAUCGUAAAACUGGCUUAAUUUUAAAUUCAGUUGAGUUGCUUUAGGUUUCAUUUUCAUUUUUGUUUUAACAAAGAAGGUAACACGUACGAUACGGAAGUCUGGUGGUUUCUUGUUGCUUUACGUUCUCUUUGUUUUUUAAACAUUAUCAAAAAAAAGCCAGGCUAGAAAAAUUAUUGUAGCGAUUAUGCGAUAUUAAGUGACAUAUAUAUGUAUAUAUAUCUAUGUAUGUGUCUUGUAUAUAUAUGAAACUGAAGCGGAAGCUACAUGAUCAUGAUUGCUUAUAACUAUGCAUUAGUGUAAUUGCUACAGCUACAUGUGUGUGAGUGUGUGUUUGUGUGGGUGUAUAUAGUACUAUAUAAAUGUGUGUCUGAUUCUUACUGCUGUCAGUAAAGUGCUACGAAAAAACUUGUUCGAUGUCUUGUUGAACGCCAUCUACACUCUUCCAUUCCAUAACACAUAGCGAAUACAAUAUAGUAAUUAGAUGAGUUUCAUU